Molecule: messenger RNA, 1038 nt
Organism: Gongylonema pulchrum
Lineage: Eukaryota; Metazoa; Nematoda; Chromadorea; Rhabditida; Gongylonematidae
Source: the annotation of a GenBank genome assembly
AUGCAACAGGUGGAUAGCACACGUCCAGUCGAGGACGUCCAGAAUGAAGAACAACGAGAUGUGAUGGGUGAAAGAUUUGGUGAAACAAGAGGUCGAGGAGGCCGCGGAGGUCGCGUUAUCCGAGGACGGCCACCAUUGCCCACCCCUUUAUAUCAUACACCAGGAAUUCGUGUUUAUACCCGAUAUUAUCGUGUAUUCAGCCGAGGUGGACGAGGUGGUUCACGGCUGUUCAAUGGCGAUGCGAACCAGAAUGCCCAGGAUACGCAGCCGGAACUGAAUGGUGACCAGAAUUUUGGCCAGUUCGAAAGCGAACAUUUUGGAACGUUUCGCGGUGGCUUCCGCGGUGGACGAGGGGGAUAUUAUCGCGGAUUCGAUCGUGAUGGUGAACGGCCCGCAUUUCGUGGUGGACGCGGUGGUCGUGGUGGACGCCAGUUCGACCGGAUGAGUGGAUCGGACAGACAGGGACCCAGAUCACUGGAAAAGAAAGAUGGAUUUGGUAAAGGCAACUGGGGAACCGAACAGGAUGAACUGAACGCACAGACUGAACAACCCAACAACACUGCCGAUAGUGGCGAAAAGGAAGAGGCAGUGGUGGUGCCACGGGAAAAAACGGAAGAAGAGUUGCGUAUAGAGGCCGAAGAAGAGGCACUGUCGAAGCAGCUUACUCUGGACGAGUUCAAAGCUCAGCUGGCCGCCAAACGCUCCGAGCCUCACUUCAACAUACGUCAGGCCGGUGAAGGAACUAAUGAUAAAGACUUCGGGAAACUCGUCCCACUCACCAAAUCGUUUGUGGACGAAACGCCCGAAGAGGAAAUUGUCGUUGUGCGUCGUGAACCACGUACGAAACGCCUCGACAUUGAAAUCAAUUUUACGGACGAGCAACGCGGUAGUCGUGGUGGACGUAUGCGUGAUGGCUUUAGAGGUGGACGAGGAUUUCGCGGUGGCCGUGAGGGACGUGGCGGCGGCGGCAGCGGCGCGAGACAAACUCAAACAUUUGAGGUGUCCCCGGAUGCUUUCCCCGCACUUGGAAGCCACUGA